Molecule: messenger RNA, 1116 nt
Organism: Mycosarcoma maydis (corn smut)
Lineage: Eukaryota; Fungi; Basidiomycota; Ustilaginomycetes; Ustilaginales
Exons: 1
Coding region: 1-1116 (371 amino acids)
Source: RefSeq, a predicted model, not a curated record
AUGGCUUCAACACAAGUCGCGCCAGGCACGCCGGCUGCGCCUGUCAAGAUCUCGACCGCCGAGGGCUUCAUCACAGGUGCAUUGGCCGCCAUGACCGCCGUCACAGUGACAAAUCCGAUGGAGGUGUGUAAGACGCGCAUGCAGCUUCAGGGUGAGCUCAUGUCGGCUGCCCCGCGUGUACUCGGCGGCCAAACCGGCUCGGCAGCAUCGCAGCCAGGCACACAAGCCGGCGUCGGUGCGCGUCUGUACAAGUCUUCGCUCGACUGCUUCACAAAGACGCUCAAGUCGGAAGGUCUCAAAGGUGUACAAAGAGGCAUCGGUGCCGCCUAUGUCUACCAAGUGCUGCUCAACGGUAGCCGUCUGGGAUUCUACGAACCCUUCCGCAAAGCCAUCAACCGCGCAGCAGGAAAGCAAGCCGAAGAGCAGUGGGCAGCAGGUGCGUUUGCGGCAGGUGCGUCGAGUGGAUGUGUCGGGGCGAUUCUCGGUAAUCCGCUCUUCCUUGUCAAGGCGCGCAUCCAAGCCUACAGUCCGCACUUUGUGAUUGGCAAGGCGUCGCACAACUACAAGAGCACCAUCGAUGGUUUGGUCAAGAUUGUUCAGAGCGAAGGCGUGCGUGGCUUGGUACGCGGCAUGGACGCCGCCGUGCUGCGAACGGCCAUGGGAAGCACCGUGCAGCUCCCAGCGUAUACGUGGUUCAAGGGUUACCUCACCAACAUGGACGUCGACGCCAACGAGUACAACCCGCUCAAGUGGCUCGCCAACAAGCCCAACUCGUUUUUCACCUACUUUGCAUCGUCCAUCUUCAGCGGUCUGUGCGUAUGUGCAGUGAUGCAACCAGCCGAUACAGCGCUGACGAGAAUGUACAACCAGCCGGUACGAGUCGACGAGCGUGGACGCAGCGUAGGAACGCUCUACCGUAAUCCGUUUCACUGCCUCUACCUCACCGCCAAGGCCGAAGGUGUCAUGGGCUGGUACAAGGGCACCACGGCGCAUCUCUUCCGCAUCGCACCGCACACCGUAUUGACGUUGGUGGUCAACGAGGCAUACCUGCGAUGGUACACCAACUUCAAGAACGGUCGCUCCUUGUUGGAUGCUCCGGCUGUCGAGACUACGUAA